Molecule: messenger RNA, 896 nt
Organism: Brassica oleracea var. oleracea
Lineage: Eukaryota; Viridiplantae; Streptophyta; Magnoliopsida; Brassicales; Brassicaceae
Product: protein YLS9-like
Exons: 3
Coding region: 87-710 (207 amino acids)
Biological process (GO): defense response to other organism
Source: RefSeq, a predicted model, not a curated record
UUCAUUACGGCUUAUUCCAAUCUCUUCACCCACCAAACAAACAACUCUCUCUCGAACCAAAACGUUGAACGCAACCAAACGCUACAAUGACGGAAAAAGAGUGCAAGUUCGAGUACCGCAAAUAUGCGGAGGCGGCAACGAGACGCGUAGUGUACGGAUUUAUAGGCCUUGUCGCUACGGUUGCGGUUGUGAUUUUCUUUGUCUGGGCAAUACUUCACCCGCACAAACCGCGUUUUGUCCUGCAAGACGUUACCAUUUACGAGUUCAACAUCUCACAGCCUAAUUUACUCAGUUCAAAUCUCCAAGUAACUCUCUCUUCUCGCAACCCAAACGACAAAAUCGGAGUUUUCUACGACCGCCUCGACAUCUAUGCUUCGUACCGCAACCAAGAGGUGACCUUGGCGAAUCUACUGCCGGAAACGUAUCAAGGCCAUCUGGAAGUGACAGUGUGGUCGCCGGUUCUGAUUGGAUCCGCCGUGCCAGUGGAUCCUUACCUGACUCCGGCACUGAAGGAAGACAUAAACGCCGGGAUGGUGCUUCUAAACAUCAAGAUCGACGGUUGCGUUAAGUGGAAAGUAGGCUCGUGGGUAUCUGGAUGUUAUCGGCUCCUCGUUAACUGUCCGGCGUUCAUUCCCUUCUCCGGCCAGGUAGUCGGCGCCGGUCCUGCGAUCAAGGACCAGCUUGCUCAGCAAUGUGCUGUUGACGUAUGAUAAAAAGAAGACGAAUAUUUUUUUUAGACGAAUAAAGGAGAUAAAGCCUGCACAAGAAAUGCCAGGAUUAGGCAAAGCUUACAAGGGUGGUUUUAUUUUCUAGUUGGAUAUAAGAGGCACAUGAAAACGACUAUGUAGCUACUGGAUAUAAUUUGUGGAAUGAAAAAGUUGAAAAUUUAGUUAAAA